Messenger RNA from Fusarium fujikuroi IMI 58289, 480 nucleotides. RefSeq names its product probable 60S large subunit ribosomal protein. The transcript has 2 exons. The record is from RefSeq and is a predicted model, not a curated record. The coding region runs from base 1 to 480 and encodes 159 amino acids. Gene Ontology annotation, molecular function: structural constituent of ribosome. Lineage: Eukaryota; Fungi; Ascomycota; Sordariomycetes; Hypocreales; Nectriaceae. Gene Ontology annotation, biological process: translation. Gene Ontology annotation, cellular component: cytosolic large ribosomal subunit; ribosome.
AUGAAGUUCCUCAAGGUCGGCCGAGUCGCCAUCAUCACCCGCGGCAGAUACGCCGGAAAGAAGGUUGUCAUCAUCCAGCCCGUUGACAACGGCAACAAGCCUCACCCUUUCGGUCACGCCCUGGUUGCCGGCAUUGAGCGAUACCCUUCCAAGAUCACCCGCCGCAUGUCCAAGACCCGCCAGGAGAAGCGAAACAAGAUCAAGCCUUUCAUCAAGGUCAUCAACUACAACCACUUGAUGCCCACUCGCUACACCCUGGAGCUUGAGGGCCUCAAGGGCGCCGUCUCCAACGACACCUUCAAGGAGGUUUCCCAGCGCGAGGAUGCCAAGAAGACGGUCAAGAAGGUGCUCGAGGAGCGAUACACCAGCGGCAAGAACCGUUGGUUCUUCACCCCUCUCAGUAUGUUAUCCCAUCGCUGCGCUAUACCACUCGAGCGGAGCUGCAUGAAAGCCCGCCGAGUACUCUUGGGAUUUACAUAA